AUGACCUCGUUUCGUCCGUUGCUGUCAACGGAGCUUGACGAUGACAGCGUCAAGAACCUCUUGAACAUGAAUGAUGGCCGACGGUCACAGCUCAGGCCAUCGAUUUGCCAGGAAUGGCAGCGACACAGGAACGGCAGGAAAAGCGUCAUGUCAAGCGACCAUUACAUAUUGAACUCAAAAUUUAGAGGGGACAUUAAGGAAAAUGCUCCAGAGCCAAAUUUGACUCGUGCAAUGACGAUGAACGGUUCGUUUGAAGCGAACGAAAUGGUCGGGUUGUCAAUGUGA
Messenger RNA from Soboliphyme baturini, 285 nucleotides. The record is from the annotation of a GenBank genome assembly. Lineage: Eukaryota; Metazoa; Nematoda; Enoplea; Dioctophymatida; Soboliphymatidae.